UACUGUGUGUUUACUUUUGAUUUGGUACCAUAUUUACAUUUCAUAUAAGAGAGGCAAAUAAAAAAUAUCUAGUAUUAUACCAACUGUGAUCUAGUACAUAUGUAAUAACAGAGUAGUAAAAUUAGUAACUAUAAUUUUCACCCUCUAUUUGUCAUGUCUGCUCACAUAGUUUGUAUUACAUCUGGAGGUGGAUUGCCCAUAUUUUCGAGAAAAAAAGGCAAUUGUGAAAAUCUACCGUUUUCAAUUAUUGGUUCUUUAAAUGGGGUGCACAUGUUUGGAAAGCCGCUUGGCAUAGAAAUGAUAAAUAGCCUCACUGAUGAUUAUGUUGUUGCUUGGAAAGAAUUUGUAGAUAGUGUUGUUAUUAUUGGUAUAGCAAGUGGGUGUUCUGUUGAUAUUUUGAAUAAAAUAUUAGAAUCCGUUUUUAAUGCAGUUGUACUGAUAGUGGGCACAGAAGAAGUUAAAACUCAACGCAAUAUCGAAAGGUUGAAACGUGAGCUAAGGGUGUGUUACCCUCUCAUAGACAGGUUGUUGGAUUCAUUAGACUGCGGUGACUCAACCAAUAAACAUUCCUCUGAUCUAGCUGGGUUUGUGGAAACAAUAUUAUGUCCAGAAAAUCAUUUAAUUCAGAUUGUACUGGACUCUUUUACAGAAUGUGUGGACUCUAUGUUCAGUUGUGUGCUGAUAUCGGGAAAAAUUGCUGCCGCCACACAAAGUUGGUGGUCGCUACAUCCCGAUGAACUAAAACUUCUUUCUUUACUUGCCACUUCUGAAAACACUGCCAAUUCCAAGGAUAUCCCCGUUUUCUUGCCAUACAAGAGCCCUACAGUGGCGUUCCGAUUCGUAGCAUGUACUUUAAUACCAGAGGUACAACUGUGUUGCCUUUGCGGGCCAACCCCAGUUUUAAACGACGUUGAACAUUCGGUGAUGCAGUGCUUCAAAAAUUCCACCGAUAUAUUAAAUUCUGCUCUGCAUUGCUUCCCGAAGAACUUUCCUAACAAUUACGCCAUCGAUGGUAAUGUUUUAGGUUUGUUGUUGGUGAACACCAGUAUUGGAAAAUACAUGAUUUCGAAGAGCCCGCAGCAGAACUCUGCCAAAAAACCUACGAGCAGCUCCCACCGCCUUGAUAUUUUGAGAACUUUUUUCUAUCGAGCGGUUUUAAGCCAUCUAGUACCUACUGUACCGAGUAAGAAUAGAUCUAGUGGUGGCAACGCAACCGAAAAUAAUUCUUCAAAGGACAAAAUGGGUUGUGAUGAGUCAAACGUUGGGACGGAGACAUAUUGGUGUUCGGAAUAUCACAAAUGCCAUGCUGUCAAGUCUAACGAGAACAUCCUGUGCGUUUUGUAUAGUUCAUCGGUACCGACACAUUGCAUGAGGCUUAUAACACAGAAGACAAUUAAGCAGUUGAUAUCGGACAAGCAGGUUUGUUGGUAACCUUUUUUUUAAAGAUUUGUUGCGAUGAAUUGAUUUCGUAUUGAAUUUUCCGUCCAUGUACACUAUCUGUGAUAAAUUAGUAUUUUGGUUUUUUGAUUUGGUGUGAAAUUAUUUUUUUACGAUAAUUAACAGUAUUUUUAGUCUUUUACAAUAA
This is a messenger RNA of Anoplophora glabripennis (Asian longhorned beetle), 1585 nucleotides long. RefSeq names its product protein fuzzy homolog (gene fy). The transcript has 7 exons. The record is from RefSeq and is a predicted model, not a curated record. Lineage: Eukaryota; Metazoa; Arthropoda; Insecta; Coleoptera; Cerambycidae. Bases 154 to 1431 code for a protein of 425 amino acids. Gene Ontology annotation, biological process: vesicle-mediated transport; non-motile cilium assembly.